AUGGGCACCUCCAUAAUCAACAUCCAACGCGACAUUAUACUUAAUACUAUCCGCCAUGCUGGGGGCCACGAUUGGAAAGUCUUGGUGGUGGAUGAGACCAGCAAGAAGUUGGUCAACAGCGCCGUGAAGGAGGAUGAAAUUCUGAACCUCAAUGUCUCCAAUGUCGAGCAGAUCGAGCACCGACGGCAGUCCAAUCCUGACAUGGAUGCGCUGUACAUACUCUCACCGCAAUCCUACGUGGUUGACUGUCUGAUGGCCGAUUUCGAAGUGGAAAGAUACAGGAAGGCCUUCUUGGUGUGGACCUCAUCCUUGGAUCCACAGCAGCGGGCCCGACUCAAACGAUCUGAGAUGGCCCAGGAACGUAUUGCCGACUAUCGCAUCAUGAAUAUCGAUUUCUACCCGCGGGAAUCACACCUGGUGACUUUCCGAGAUCCAUGGAGUUUCCCAGUUCUGUUCCAUCCGGGUUGCAACAAUUUGAUUCGGCGUCACCUAGAAGAAUUGGCCCAGAAAGCCGUCUCACUCUGCGCCUGCUUGGGCGAGUAUCCUGUGAUCCGAUACUACCGCCCUAGGUCUCCAACUCACGAGGCAGCGGUGCUGUGCUCUCACCUGGCACGGUUCAUUCAGAACGAGUUGGAUCAAUUCGCACAAUUCCAACGGGACUUCCCUCCUCCAUCAUCCCGGCCCAGAGGUGUCCUGCUUAUUGUGGACCGAUCUAUGGAUGUGCUUUCGCCCCUUCUUCACGAGUUCACAUAUCAGACCAUGGUGCACGAUCUAUUACCUAUCAAAGAUGGAGAUAAGGUCACAUACAAAACAGUGACCAACGAGGGCGAUCCGAACGAGGAGGUCAAAGAUAUGGAAAUUGGCGAGCACGACAAGGUCUGGGUAGACUACCGGCACAUGCACAUGAAGGAUGUGCUUGGGAAAUUGGGUGACGAUUUCGGUAAAUUUCGAGCUGCGAAUCCCCAAUUCGCCGACGACAACAACAAAUCGAAUGUGAACACGAUCAAGGACAUGUUGGCGGGUUUGACCGACUUCCAAGAGGGCAAGAAUGCGUACACGCUGCACUUGAAUAUGGCACAGGAAUGCAUGACAUUCUUCCAGAAGCGGAAACUUUUGGAAGUGAGUUCGAUCGAGCAGUCAUUCGCCACCGGUCUCGAUGAAAACUACAAGAAAGCCAAGAAUUUGGCGGCGCAGCUUGUGCAGCUACUUGAUGACGAGUCAGUCAUCCCGCCGGACCGGCUUCGACUAUUGCUCCUGUACAUCAUUUACCGGGGCGGCCUGCUGGGCGGUGACAUCCGGAAGCUGAUGGCACACGCACACCUUCCACCCCAGGAUGGAGAGGUGAUUGCUAAUCUUGACCUCUUGGGCGUGCGAGUGGAGAAACCGCUGCGGGAUGAGAAGCCGCCGGUUCAACCACUCUUCAACCGCCGAACUCCAGCCCCCGAGUCGGAGGAGCUCAGUCUGAGCCGAUAUGACCUGGGUCUUAAGCAAAUGCUGGAGGAGCAAAUCCGCGGCACCCUCGACCCAACUGUCUUCCCAUUCACCCGACCGCACACCGACACGGACGGCGGGCAAGUGGCCCAGGAAAUGAUCUCGCAGCAGGCCUCGCUCCGCAGUGCCAAACCCACCUGGGCGCGCACUCGUUCCGUCGACCAGCCCCGCCAGCGCAUUAUUGUAUUUAUGGCUGGCGGCGCCACGUACGGCGAGGCCCGGUCCUGCUACGAAGUCUCACAGACCUACGGCCGCGAUGUCUUCCUAGCCACCACACACAUGCUGACGCCAGGCCUCUUCAUGCGCCAAGUGGGCGAUCUUAGCGUCGACAAGCGCCGUCUUGAUAUCCCCGCCGAGCGUCCCAAGCCCUCCGCCCCAGCCCAUCUGUUCGAGCGCGAUCUCCCCCCGAAGCCCACUUCUCCGCCGCCGCAGAAGAAGCCCAUUCCUACGGCACACCUCAACCCGCCUGCACCCCCGGAGGCGCUGAUGGCCAACAUGUCUCUGGGACCCAAUGGAUCAAGUGGAACACCCCCGCCUCCGCCCAGCGGCGGCAAGCCCCACAAGAAGGAGAAGGAGAAGAAGGAUAAGGACAAAAAGGACAAGGAGAAGAAAUACCGUUUCUUCAAGUGA
Messenger RNA from Penicillium alfredii, 2121 nucleotides. RefSeq names its product Sec1 family protein. Gene Ontology annotation, molecular function: syntaxin binding. Bases 1 to 2121 code for a protein of 706 amino acids. Gene Ontology annotation, biological process: intracellular protein transport; vesicle-mediated transport. The transcript is spliced from 7 exons. Gene Ontology annotation, cellular component: secretory granule; plasma membrane. NCBI's taxonomy places the organism in Eukaryota, Fungi, Ascomycota, Eurotiomycetes, Eurotiales, Aspergillaceae. The record is from RefSeq and is a predicted model, not a curated record.